AUAAACAGGGGAGGAAAAGACAAAGAAGGACAAGACGGGUCUACCGCUGUGGAUGCUGGGUUUAGGAGUGGAGCGGCUUCACGCCGACAUCAACUGCCUCCUCGCCUCCCUCUUCCACCAGGGAGUGUUGGACGAGCAGUUCUUGCAGCUGCAGCAACUUCAAGACGACACGUCUCCAAAUUUCGUCUACGACGUCAUUAAUAUCUACUUCGACGAAUCCGACAAGCUGCUCAGGAACCUUAAAUCCCUGUUGAUGGAUAGAGAAUUCUCGGACUACAAGCAAAUAAGGCUGCAUCUGAAUCAGUUCGUGGGAAGCAGCUCGAGCAUUGGUGCUAGAAGAGUUCGCAACGUUUGCGUCGCAUUUCGCACCGCUUCAGAAAUGAACAACCGCCCCGGGUGCUUGAAAGGGUUGGAGCUGGCAGAGCACGAGUACAAUUACCUCAAGAACAAGAUGCAUGAGCUCUUCCAGCUGGAGCAGCAGAGACUACUGGCUUUUGGGAAUUAAUACCCGAUGCAGAAUUGAUUACAGAAGCUUCUCACCGUGCUUUGCUUUCACUGUUUAGAGACUUUGUCACAAACUAUAUCAUCAGUGGUGAUUCCAUGAUGUAAC
Molecule: messenger RNA, 610 nt
Organism: Tarenaya hassleriana
Lineage: Eukaryota; Viridiplantae; Streptophyta; Magnoliopsida; Brassicales; Cleomaceae
Product: pseudo histidine-containing phosphotransfer protein 6
Exons: 4
Coding region: 53-505 (150 amino acids)
Biological process (GO): cytokinin-activated signaling pathway; phosphorylation; phosphorelay signal transduction system
Cellular component (GO): cytoplasm; nucleus
Molecular function (GO): protein histidine kinase binding; histidine phosphotransfer kinase activity
Source: RefSeq, a predicted model, not a curated record